CGAUUCGAACGUUCAAUGUCGUCACCGUUCCUUUCUCGUACAUAACCAAAUCGCACACCCAUCUCGAAAUGGCCUACGCGCAUCGACCGGAGUCGGUGAGAUUAAGAAUGCGACAGCUUAGCCUCGGGGGCGCAGCGGCCGAGACCGUACAGAUGGUUGAGUAUAAUGGGUGCAGUUCCCUCGGGCUUUGACUUCUACAUACACAACAAUUCUACAUAGGCGAUCAUCUUCAAGAUGGCCGUCCACGUGCUGGAUAACUACUACCUCGCGAUCACAUUCCUCAUUACCGUCGCAUACCAGCUAUUUUUCUUUGCGAUUGCCUUUUAUUUCAAGUUUGAUAAGCUGACAGACUUUGCUGGCGGCACAAACUUUGUCGUCCUCUCAAUCCUGACGCUUGGUCUGAGCGAGAACAGAGGCGAUGCGCGCAAUAUUGUGGUGUCGGUGUUUAUGAUGGCUUGGGGAGCACGUCUGAGUGCCUUCUUAUUGUUCAGGAUCCUUAAAACGGGAAAAGACGACCGUUUCGACGACAAGCGCGACAAGUUCUGGUCGUUUCUCGGCUUUUGGGUAUUCCAAAUGUUCUGGGUGUGGACAUGCUCUUUGCCAGUCACAAUCCUUAACUCACCAAACGUUACACAAUUCGCUCAGCCAGCUUUCGGUACCGGCAGAGAUAUUGCUGGCGUCGUCCUUUAUUCGAUCGGAUUUCUGAUGGAAAGCAUUUCCGAUAUCCAAAAGUACCGGUUCAGAAGUGUCCAUCAACACGACGGCGCAGUCUGCGAUGUUGGCCUGUUUGCGCUGACCAGGCAUCCGAACUAUUUUGGCGAGAUGAUCAUCCAGUUUGGUAUGUUCACGAUCGCAGUGUCACCUGCCGCGUACAACUACGUUUCGGGCGGAGCCUACUCAGCUCUCUACGCGUCCAUUCUAGGGCCCUUCUUCCUUACAUUAUUGCUCAUGUUCGUUUCGGGUUUGACCCUACAAGAACGACCUGGCGCCAAGAAAAGAUACGAAAAGGGCGACAACUGGCCAGCCUAUGCGCGAUGGCUGAACCGGACGAGUAUCUUGAUCCCGUUCCCGCCGCAGCUAUACGAGAAGAUGCCAGUCAUCUUGAAGAGAACCAUUUUCUUGGAGUUCCCGAUUUACGUGUUCGAUCCAGCGAAGCAUGCAGAUCAGUCCAAGACGCAGAGCAGAGGGGCGGAGGAAGGUCGUGCGGGAAGACCAAGUGACGAAGAAGGGCUCAGGACUUCUUAAGGAUGUUGUCAUCCUUGCUAUAAUUGUUCGAUAUCCCUUCUUAAUCUUUAAUCAAGCAAUUCUUUACAGUACUAAAGCGCGUGGCUUACAAGUGUUUAGCCAUCAUGGAUGAUGACGUAGUUGAAAGUCUUUCCGCUCAGCAACUGUCGUGGCAGUAACUUACUGCGGGACCUUGAUCAUGUUCGACAGCACACUUUGGUGACGGCUCAUUAACCCUAUGCGAACCAUCAUCUGUCCCUGCCUUAGGGCGGCAGCUGUCAGAUCAUCUCGUGCCUCGCAUGACUGACAUCACUUGCAGAUUAGCAGCCACAACCACUCCGGUUCCAACCUCGCGAAAGGUUACCUUGUCGAGCCACCUUCGAGUGGGAUGUUGAAGGAUGCACACAGCUUAGUCACGAGUUUAGCCUAUCACUAGGACUCCUCUUAUCUC
Messenger RNA from Boeremia exigua, 1675 nucleotides. RefSeq lists its product as uncharacterized. Lineage: Eukaryota; Fungi; Ascomycota; Dothideomycetes; Pleosporales; Didymellaceae. The record is from RefSeq and is a predicted model, not a curated record. Gene Ontology annotation, cellular component: membrane. The transcript has 2 exons. Bases 235 to 1245 code for a protein of 336 amino acids. Gene Ontology annotation, molecular function: oxidoreductase activity, acting on the CH-CH group of donors. Gene Ontology annotation, biological process: lipid metabolic process.